UUCAGCAACACUCAACCAUUUGGGAAGAAAUCUGAAUCAAGACAGAGCAUCUAACUUUGGAUUUGAAUGAGUAAACGUAGUGCAAUGAGGAUGAAUACGUGUUUUAUUCAAGCGUUUGUUUUGGUAAUGUUGGCGACCGCCGUAAUUUCGUCCAGCGAAAGCGGAAGCGGAAGCAGAAGCAGCAGCAGCAAAGAGAAGAGCGAGGGUGAGAAAUGUGGAGAAGUGAAAAAGAAUGGUGUCUUCAAAGCGAACGGUGUAUGUGAAGAAGGUACAACAUGCCUGUGUCCAGAAGUUCCAAACUGCAGCCGAAAGGUCAAGUGCUCCUGUGAAGUACAAACAACAGUGGCACCAACCGAUCCUCCAACCGAUCCUCCAACCGCAACCGAUAGUAUUACAUUUGCAACAUUGUCUUAGAAAUAGCAUCAGAUCGCUUUUCCGCUGUACACUGUACGAAAAAAAGAUUAAAUAAAA
Molecule: messenger RNA, 471 nt
Organism: Owenia fusiformis
Lineage: Eukaryota; Metazoa; Annelida; Polychaeta; Sabellida; Oweniidae
Source: the annotation of a GenBank genome assembly